Dovyalis caffra is the source of this 537-nucleotide messenger RNA. Lineage: Eukaryota; Viridiplantae; Streptophyta; Magnoliopsida; Malpighiales; Salicaceae. The record is from the annotation of a GenBank genome assembly.
AUGACACGAGAUAAUGAGGUGGAGCCGAUUCUGAAUGCAAACUACACUGAGGCAUCACCUUUCAGUUACGGAGCAGGCCACAUAAGAGCAAACCAAGCUAUGGAUCCAGGGCUGGUUUAUGACUUAACCGUCAAUGAUUACCUCAACUUUCUAUGUGCCUUGGGGUAUAAUGAAACACAACUUGCAACAUUCUCGGAUACUUCUUAUGAAUGCCCCUCCAAGCCCAUCAGUCUUUCCGACUUCAACUACCCUUCUAUUACAGUCCCCAAAUUCAGUGGCUUAAUCACAUUAUCAAGAAGAGUUAAAAACGUCGGUUCUCCAAGUACGUACAAACUUCGUACCAGGAAACCAACUGGGGUUUCUGUUUAUGUUAAGCCAGAGAGGUUGGAGUUCAACAAGGUUGGUGAAGAGAAGACCUUCAGUGUUACCUUGAAAGGCAAAAAAAUCAAGGGAAUAAAGGACUACGUAUUUGGAGAAUUGAUAUGGUCUGACAAUAAGCACCAAGUGAGGAGUCCUAUUGUCGUGAAGUGGCUCUAA